Diaporthe amygdali is the source of this 969-nucleotide messenger RNA. RefSeq lists its product as uncharacterized. Bases 1 to 969 code for a protein of 322 amino acids. The transcript has a single exon. The record is from RefSeq and is a predicted model, not a curated record. Lineage: Eukaryota; Fungi; Ascomycota; Sordariomycetes; Diaporthales; Diaporthaceae.
AUGCAGGCAUUCAAGGCGACUCUUCUUAACGGCGCAACUGUAUCAGGCCACUACUCCCGCCCGGAGACUUCGAGUCCGCCCCAUGCGGCCUUAGACGACAGCAGGCGACCCUUAUUCGUGGCCAUUCAUGGUGGUACCUAUUGCUCAACCUACUUUGAUGCCGAUUCGAAACAUUCAGCUGUCUUGUGCAGCAACGGCCUCGGGGUCCCAGUGGUUGCAAUUGAUCGCCCUCUGUACCAAGAAACAACGUCAUUCUAUCCGAUUCCAGAGGGUAAGACUUACCACGAGGGGCUCGCUGUCCACCUUCACAAGUACAUCCUCCCCACAUUAUGGAAAGAAUAUGGCAAAGGAUGCGGCAGCAUGGUACUCCAUUGUCACAGUCUCGCUACGCCCAGCGCCGUUAUCCUCGCGGGGUGGUACGCCCAGGAACAGGCAAAGGGGGAGACACCGGGGUAUCCCCUCUCCGGCCUGACCAUUUCAGGGUUUGGCAGCCAGAAUAGGUCUACUAUCGUCGAGGGCGGCAAAGAGACCCCAGACCCACUCCCAGAGUACAUCGACAUCCCUCUCGACGUCAAGGAUAACCGCAUGUUUGAAAAGGGAACCGCUGACCCGGCAAUCUACGGGCAAACCAAGAGGCUGCACAACCGUAUGCCUUACGCGGAGCUGGGUGACUACUUUGCGGUCUGGGCUGGUGACAAAUGGCGAAAGCUCUGCGGCGCGGUUGAGGUCCCUGUCAUGAUCGGAAUGGCAGAGAAGGAUUCCCUAUGGUUUGGCACUGAGGAGCACGUCAGGGAGUUUGCCGGCGGUUUUAGCAGCAGUGAGAGGGUCGAUGCAAGCGUAGUCAAGGGCGCGCCGCAUUGCAUCGAGUUGAGCUACUGGGCCCAGGGCUGGUAUGCGAGGUGUUUUGGCUGGGCUCUGGAGUGUGCCGCUGCGUACGCUGCGAAGGAGAGAAAGAAUGAGGGUGCGUGA